AUGAAAAAGAACGUCUCGAUCAAGAACUCGAACUUAUCGAUUCGCAAAGCUGCUCGUGAAUUAUUAACACUCGAAGAAAAAGAUCCCAAACGAUUAUUCGAAGGUAAUGCUUUGCUUCGUCGUCUCGUCCGAAUUGGUGUACUUGACGAAUCUAAAAUGAAACUCGAUUACGUUUUGGGUUUGAAAGUUGAAGACUUUUUGGAACGACGUCUUCAAACUCAACUUUUACGUCUUGCUCUCGCCAAAAGUAUUCACCAUGCCCGUGUACUUAUCCGACAACGUCAUAUUCGUGUUCGUAAACAGGUAGUCAAUAUUCCAUCAUUUAUUGUUCGACUUGAUUCGCAAAAACACAUCGAUUUUGCUCUUCGUUCACCAUUAUCCAGCGGUGGCCGACCAGGUCGUGUUAAACGAAAAAAUAUGCGCAAAGGUGAAAAAGGUGCCGAUGCCGAUGAAGAUGCCGAUGAAGAUUAA
Messenger RNA from Adineta ricciae, 471 nucleotides. NCBI's taxonomy places the organism in Eukaryota, Metazoa, Rotifera, Eurotatoria, Adinetida, Adinetidae. The record is from the annotation of a GenBank genome assembly.